This is a messenger RNA of Sphaeramia orbicularis (orbiculate cardinalfish), 974 nucleotides long. RefSeq lists its product as uncharacterized. The coding region runs from base 152 to 901 and encodes 249 amino acids. The transcript is spliced from 5 exons. The record is from RefSeq and is a predicted model, not a curated record. Lineage: Eukaryota; Metazoa; Chordata; Actinopteri; Kurtiformes; Apogonidae. Gene Ontology annotation, biological process: negative regulation of immune response. Gene Ontology annotation, cellular component: membrane.
CAGAGCGAGGCUCGACUCCCAACCUACCACCUGAAGACGCAAACACACACCGAGGCAUCUCAUACAAAAAAAAAAAAAAAUCAGUGGGAUUUCCGGUGAAAAGGCCUGUACCCACCUCACCAGGCCUGUAAAUAUCAACUUUUGUAAAACCAUGGGUGACAACGUUGUGAUCAAACCUCUGGGGUUGGUUUUAAUCGUCACAGCUCACAUGGUUUUCAACGGUCACAUCCGAGCAGAGGUUGUGGGGAUCCUUGGCACCGACGUCACCCUCCAGUUUACCUUUGAGAACAUCACUCAGACAGACUUCAGUCAUGUCGUACUUUAUGGGCCCAAACAGAAUAAGAUCAAGGAAUGUUUGACGACUUCAGAAUGUUUGAGCGUAUUUGUCCUCAACCCUGGAAACCGCUCCAUAUCCUACCACAUUCGAAACCUCAGCCACAACCACAGUCAUGAUUAUUACGCCAUCCUGGUCCUCCAAGGCGAUAAUCUGCCGUUCAAAGAGAGCAACAGGGUACAGCUGGUGGUCCGAGAGGAGAACCAGAGCAGCACCGUUCCUCCAGGCCCGACACUCAGCACAACAAAGGAAGGGAGUGGAAGUUCCAGUAGCGUCUCCCCUCACCUUGUCAUCGUCCUCGCAGUUUCACCUGUUCUCCUGCUGGUGGCCAUGCUUCCUUGGCUGAUCUGGAGCCUGGUGAGAACCAAAGAUACACAACAACAACAACAGCAAACAACAACAACAACAACACAGGAAUCAAAUGAGACGUGUCACCCAGCGCCUGCUUCCUCGCUUAUCUACAGCGUCCUGGACUUUCCAAAAAGACCUCAGACAGUUACGACGGUUAAUCCAACUGAUACAGAGUACGCUGACGUGAGCUGCCUGCCCGAAAAGACACGGGUGUGACGCAUCAGUGUGUGUUGAAACCAGCAGGACUUUGUUUUUUGUUUUUUUUUUUCUUAAACACGAUGUACUGUGU